AUGUCCCCUUGUUCGAAGGUAGCUCACGAAUUUGAACACAGAUCCAUAGUACAAGAAUGGAGAAACAAUUUUGUGAAAGGAGCUUUGUUGGCCUCUCUGAAAAAACAUUGGAAAAUUUUUGUACCUAUUGUAUUUGCCCCAAAUCAAGAAAACAGUAAAGAAGAAAGAUUAUCACUGAAGAUUAUUUUCAGUCCAUUGGAAAGUUUUUUAUGCAAUGGAGAUCCUGAAACGGUAUUCAAACAGUUAAAAGAAAAAGAUGUACCCUCACAGAUAUGUGGCCAUGUUUUUAAGCAUGGUGAACCAAGUUAUUCAUGCAGGGACUGUGCCAAUGAUCUCACUUGUGUACUAUGCAUCAACUGUUUUCAACAAAGUGUUCACAAGAAGCACCGCUAUCGUAUGAGUAUCUCUGGUGGUGGUGGCUAUUGUGAUUGUGGAGAUCCUGAGGCCUGGAAGUCUGAACCGCACUGUGAGACCCAUGGGAAAGGAACAGGAAUGGAAGAAGAACAAAAUCGAUUGGAUUCUUUGCCAUGUGACUUGAUAAGGCGAGCAGAGGCAUUGUUUGUGGCUACACUUCAGUAUGCAGUGGACAUGAUGACUUGGGAACAGUGUGAUACAUUACCAACUGACCUCCAACCUGAUGGGGAGCUUGAUGACUUGUAUGUUACAAUUCUUUUCAAUGAUGAGAUACACACUUUUGAUCAGGUUAUUAGCACGCUUCAAAAAGCUGUAGAAUGCACUCAAAAACAAGCAGCAGAUUUUUCUACCACAAUCGAUCGUGAAGGAAGAAGUGGUGUCAGAAUUGGUCCAUUCAGUGUAUGUGAUAAAACAAGAAGAACCAUUGAGCAAAUGUCUUCACGUGGAAGUUCAAAGCCUUUGAAGGUACAAGUAAUGCACACAACAGUUGUUUCCCAUCAGAAGUUUGCAUUAAAAAUGAUUCAGUGGUUACAACAUAUCAUCUCUAAAUCAGAUGGUUUGCGGUAUUUAUUUUGUAAAUUAGCAAUGCAGCCAGCUGAAGGAGGGUCUCUGAUGGAACGUUUGAUUUUGGCAGACACAAAAUUAUGGAAAGUUGCUCGAAUUCAGAGUCAUCAACUGUUAAUGAGUGGUGUUUUGAGGGAUCAGGAAUGCAAACGUCAAUUUGGCAUUAUGUUCACAGAGAAAUACUCUCAGCUGAUGGAAGACUUUUUACAAGAUGACCAUGAUCAUGAGGUGUCAGUUGUGUCCUUAUCUGUACAAAUCUUUACAGUGACCAGUCUGCAUUAUGCUGAACUUAUGCAAGACUUUAUCAAAGAUGAUCAUUUACGCUCGGUGUCCAUUAUGUCUGUAUCUCUUCAAAUUUUCACUGCUGCCACAGUGGCUCGUUACUUGAUUACAGAUCACAAUCUCCUGGGUGUUAUCUUACAAACUUUCCUCAAACAGUGUGAAAGUAAAAAGAACAAAAAUGGCAAAUUGUCAUUUGGUAGAAGUGAAACUGGUAGUGCAUUCAAGAGAGCCUGGUUUAUGUUAUAUGACCUCAAGUAUACUUUAUUUUGCAAACCGAGCCCAGAAGAAUGGACUGAAAAACUCAGGAAAAGUUUUCGAAAUGGUUUCGAUGCAUUACUUGAUUUGUUAAAAAGCAUGCAAGGAAUGGAUUCCGUAACUCGUAAAGUUGGUCAGCACUUGGAAAUUGAACCUGAGUGGGAGAGUGCAUUUAAUCUCCAACUUCGUUUGCAAGACAACAUUGCACUGUUUCUUGAUUGGUGUGCAAGUGAUCCCACUUUGCUGAUGAAUAGCUACAUUGCCACACUUCAUGCUCUCUAUAAAUGCCGAGACAAAUUGGAUGCACACAAGAUGGAGCAUUGUGAAGUUGCCGGUCAUGUUACUGAGUGUAUCAAGUAUGAUGUAUCCAGCCAGCCAGUCAGCAUUCAUUUGCCUGUGAUCAGACUUCUUGCCGGGCUCCAUCUUCACCUGAAGUUCGACACAUUCACUCCAGAAUUAAUUUCACAAUGUGAGAUGAACCCAAUGGAUUUGAUAGAGCCACCACUACGAACCCAAGUGAUGAUAGCUCAGACACAGGCUGGCAUGUGGCGCAGAAAUGGAUUUUCCCUCCUUAACCAGAUAUUUUUCUACCACAAUGUGAGGUGCCGUGUGGAAAUGUAUGACAAAGACAUUGUUAUGCUUCAGAUUGGUGCUUCCCUAAUUGACCCAGAUGACUACCUCAUCCAUUUGUUGAAUAAAUAUGGAUUAUUGGGCUGGGUCAGAUCAAAUUAUGAUGAUCCUGGUGGUCAAGAGGAUUCUGUUAGACAGACCAGUAUGCUAGCUGAAGAAUUUUUGAAUCUUUUGAUUAUUAUUUUAGGUGAGCGUUAUACUGUUGGUGUUGGGAAGAUAACUCAGGAAGACGUUGUAAAGAGAGAAAUAAUUCACCAACUGUGCAUUACUUCUAUGGCCCACAGUGAAUUGGUGAAAGCCUUACCUGAAGAUUGGAAUCAUGAAACUGGAAUUGAGAAAGUUGUGAAUGAAGUGGCUGAUUUCAAAAAAAGCCAGGUUGGAGGCAAAGGUCAUUAUGAAUUGAAAGCAGAAUAUUUCAAAGAAUACAAUACUUACUUUUACCACUACAGUCGGACAGAGCAAUCUAAGUCAGAAGAAACUCAGUUGAAAAGGAAAAAACAAGCAAAGGAAGAUCAAGCCUUGCCACCUCCCGAGCCACCUCAGUUCUGUGACAUUUUCAGCACUGUGCCUAAACUCCUUAGCUGUGAUGUAAUGAUUCAUAUCAUGGAACUUGUACUGACACGUACAGCUGCUCAAAGAUCCAGGUCGUGGUCAGAGGCACAAUUUGAAAGGAUUUUGCAUUUGAUUGGUCUUGCACUUCAUGAGCAAAAAACAGCAAUAAAGAAAGGGGAAAUCUUUGACUUUCUUAGAAAAGCAACUAAAGAGGGCCAGAAUAUUUUGCACCUGCUGGAAAGUUUGGUGGAUAGUGAGCACUUGACUCAUGAAUAUCAAAGUGACCUUCUUAGAUGGGUGCUCAAGUAUUUUGCAGCUGUUCGUAAGAUGGAAGAUGAGUUUGCAAGUGUCUCUAGUCUUGGGAAAUUGGCAAGCACAAGUGAUGCCAAGAGAGAACAAGAGAAAAAGAAAAAAGCUGAAUUGGCAGCCAAAAGACGAGAACGGAUAAUGUCUCAAAUGUCCAUCAUGCAACGAAAUUUCAUUAAAGACAACCCGGUGUUGUGUGAGAUGGCCACCUCUGAUAUGACUCCAGCAGGUUCUGAUAUGGAUAUCAGUGAACAAACAAGCCCUCCUUUUCCUAUUGUUCUUGGUUGUGGCCAAACAAGUACAGGUUACAUGAGUACAAGCAAAGCUGUUUGUAUUUUGUGUCAAGAAGAUCAAGAAAUUACAUACAAUGGACGAGCUAUGGUUCUUUCAGCUUUUGUUCAAAGGUCUUCAGUUCUGUCUCAGUCAAGAGGGAAAGAACUUACUAACAACGAAGACGAGGAUCCGUUGCUUACACCUUCCGAUCUUUCCUGUGGUACAUAUACCAGCUCCUGUGGGCAUGUUAUGCAUGCUGAUUGUUGGCAAAGAUAUUUUGAUGCAAUUGCAGCCAAAGAAAGGCGCCGACCUUUUCGGUUCCGUAAUGCUUGCAGCUACAAUAUUGAAAAAUUGGAGUUCCUGUGUCCAUUGUGUGCUGCCAUUAGCAAUACUGUGAUCCCGAUGUUACCUCCCUUGAGCACAUUGCGAACAAGUACUGCAGGCUGUGACAUUGACCAGCAGAAGGAGGUGGACCUCAGCUUUAAUGACUGGUUGGAUGGUAUUCAGAAGACAGUGCAAGCCAGUGUUAAGGCUGCUGUAGAUAAAGAGUCUGAAGAUGAAAGUCUCUUAUUUCAACCUUGUCCAAUUUCUACUAUCACAAAACUUAUGGCAGAAAGUGUGGCAAAAAACUUCACAUUACUCUGGAACUAUGUCUAUGACGAUGCAAGUGGCUUUUCGGAAAGCAUGAGGGAAAUGAUGAAGAAAUUUGCCACAGAUGUUUAUACUUUUGGUUUGGCAGUGGAACCUGAUGGUGAAAAUCCUUCCGUUCCUAUCAUGGCUUGGAACACUUGUGCCUAUACAAUUCAAGUAAUAGAACAAAGUUUACAACAUGAUAACAAGCCCCUAUUUGGUUCGUUGUCAAGUCGCCGUUCUGACUGUCUGAAUGCUUUAGUAAAGUUUGCUGCUGUGUGCGGCCAAGUGAUGCCAGCAGACACAGUCAAACAACACUGUAUACGUUUACUCACAGCUUUAAUUCCUGAUGGUCUUGAAAAGAAACAUGAACCUCCAUGUCUAUUAGAUUUAGACAUGUUUCACUAUUUGACUGUGCUGGUCAUGUCAUUACCAACCCUUUAUGCAGAAGGGCAGACUUCUGUGCUUACCACAUUCCCAACUGGGAGUCUCAAUGACCAGCAUGCAUUGCAAUUGGUGCUUACUGCUCACCUUGUACAAAUCUUGCUCACUUAUGAACCUGAGCCACAAGACAUGAUGGAAACUGAAUACGAUCCUGAUGAUGAAAUUCUUUUGUUAAUUUAUAGACAGUUAAGGGAGAAAGCAGGGAUGAGCCUGGAUAUUCAGCCUUGUCCCUGGUUGCUGUCAUCUCAUGUAAAACAAGCCUGUCUACCUUUCUUGCGUUGUGCAGCACUGAUGUAUCAUUAUGUGACUGGAGUUGCUUCUCCUCUAGAACUACAAGAACCUACAGGAAAUCAGUUUGAGUAUAUUUGCCGAUAUUUGGCUCUGCCCACAAAACUGAACGUCCUUUUUGGAAAUCAAGGAGACAUAAUAUCACAACUCAUGAAUAGGUGGUGCAGUCAUCCUUCCAUCAAGGAUCGAUUUACAGCCAGUAACCAGAAAAUCAUCCGAUACCCUCUUCCUUUGAACCAUUUGGUGAAAUUACCUGAUGACUACAGUGAACUCAUGAAUCAAGUGUCAACAUAUACUUGUCCUCGGUCAUUUGGAGAUGAGAGCCGUGUGCCAACCAUGUGCCUCAUUUGUGGCCAGGUAUUGUGUUCUCAGAGUUACUGCUGUCAGGUCGAAGUUGAUAAGAAAUUGGUAGGAGCAGCCACAGCUCAUUCCCAUGUCUGUGGAGCUGGCAUUGGCAUCUUCCUUAGAAUCCGUGACUGCCAGAUUUUCUUGCUGGCUGGCCAGAAUAAAGGUUGCUUCCAAACUGCACCUUACCUUGACGAUUAUGGAGAGCCUGAUCAACUGCUCAAAAGAGGUAACCCCCUUCGCCUCAGUGAAGAACGAUACAAGCAGUUGCAUCGCCGUUGGUUCCAGCAUGAAAUUCCAGAAACUAUUGUGCAUAAUCUGGAAUCUAGCAACAGUCUGAGCAGUUAUGAGUGGUGGAAUUUAUGA
This is a messenger RNA of Acanthosepion pharaonis, 5349 nucleotides long. Lineage: Eukaryota; Metazoa; Mollusca; Cephalopoda; Sepiida; Sepiidae. The record is from the annotation of a GenBank genome assembly.